This is a messenger RNA of Corvus hawaiiensis (hawaiian crow), 12223 nucleotides long. RefSeq names its product nitric oxide synthase 1 (gene NOS1). The record is from RefSeq and is a predicted model, not a curated record. Gene Ontology annotation, biological process: nitric oxide biosynthetic process. Bases 694 to 5007 code for a protein of 1437 amino acids. The transcript is spliced from 29 exons. Gene Ontology annotation, molecular function: NADP binding; calmodulin binding; nitric-oxide synthase activity. NCBI's taxonomy places the organism in Eukaryota, Metazoa, Chordata, Aves, Passeriformes, Corvidae.
CGCGCGUGUGCGCGCGGUUCCGCGGCUCCGAAAGCUUUAGUACAAAUAUGUUCAGCCCUUGCUUUAGUCCGCGGGCUUUAAUCCCCCGCACGCAUUUCCAGCCGCGUGGAAAUAGCAGCCCAGUAACUCCCGAGCCGCGGCUGCCGGGGAGAUUGUGUGUGUGAUCCGUGCCGAGGCCACGGGUUCCUGAGGAUCUUAGGGACAGCCGAGCAUCCUGAGCGGCACAUUCCCGGCGGAUCCCAGCGGGCUGGGAGCUCCGGCUGAGGGAUCCAGCUCCAGCUCCUCGGCACGGUCCCCAGAGAGAGAUAAAGGAGCCCGCGCACCGUCGGCGGGGAUGCCGGUGAAGCGAGCGGGCUGCCUCCCCCUCUCUGCCCAGCGCAGGACCAGCGGCUGACUGGAAGCUGGAAUGUUUCCCACUCCACGCGAUGCCCAGCCCUGCCUGCUCUGCCCCUAGCCUGGCUUCCCAGGGGUGACAUUCCCUGUUUUCUCCUGUUCCGAGAGCAGUGCCACCGAGCAUGCCGCAGAAAGCCGCCCUGCAGCCGAAGCCCAGGGGAGCUUUCCAGUGAGUCCAGCUCCUUAAAAGCCAGAGCUGCCCCUUCCCACCCCGGCGUUGGGAAGCGUCUCCGACAGCGAAUUCCCCUGCGCCCAGCGGGUGUUGAGGUCCUGGGGUGCAGGCUGGAGGAGGGGGCUGCCAUGGAAGAGAAUGUGCUCAGCGUGCAGCAGAUCCAGCCCAACGUCAUCUCGGUGAGGCUCUUCAAGCGCAAGGUGGGCGGCCUCGGCUUCCUGGUGAAGGAGCGCGUCAGCAAACCGCCCGUCAUCAUCUCUGACCUGAUCCGGGGAGGGGCUGCCGAGCAGAGUGGCCUCAUCCAGGCUGGGGAUAUCAUUUUAGCCGUCAAUGGCAGGCCCCUGGUGGACAUGAGCUAUGAGACGGCGCUGGAGAUCCUGAGGAGCAUCGCCUCCGAGACCUACGUGGUCCUCAUCCUGCGCGGCCCCGAGGGCUUCACCACUCACCUGGAGACCACUUUCACGGGUGACGGGACGCCCAAAACCAUCCGUGUCACCAGACCCCUGUGCCCGGCUCCGAAAGCGGUUGACUUGUCCAACCCAAGCAUCCCCAGCAAAGAGCAGCCACUGCCAGCAGCCAUGGGCUCCCUGUGGAGCAGGGAAACGGGGAAGGAGGUGGAGCCCAUGGUCCACGUUAACGGCGUCGUUCCCGGCAGCAAAGGGCCGGACGCCAGCAAGGGCAAGGACGGGGCUUGUGGUCACUCCUGUCUCAAUGGCAGCGUGGAAGACAAUGAGCUGCUCAAAGAAAUCGAGCCCGUCCUGGACCUGCUGAAGAGCAGCAGUAAGGACAGCGAUGGAGAUGCGCCCUCCAAGGUAGAGACACGGGAUAUAGAAGUCCAGGUGGACUGUUUCAGGGAAGGGGAGAACAACCCCCAGAAAGCUGUGCCGGCACGGAUGGAGAACGAGCGUGUCCUGGGGGACCUGUGGGGGAAGAGCACCGUCCCCGUGGUCCUGAACAACCCCUACUCCGAAGCAGAGCAGCCGCCGCCAUCCGGGCGCCAGUCCCCGACCAAGAACACCCUCAAUGGGAGCCCUUCCAAAUGCCCCCGGUUCGUGAAAAUCAAGAACUGGGAGACGGGCUCCGUGCUCCACGACACCCUGCACCUCAAGACUGCCAUGGCCACGGCGUGCACCGAGCAGAUCUGCAUGGGCUCCGUGAUGACCCCCAGCCCCCACGUCCGCAAGUCAGAGGACACCAGGACCAAGGAGGAGGUGCUGCUCCUGGCCAAGGACUUCAUUGACCAGUACUACUCCUCCAUCAAGAGAUCCGGCUCCAAGGCCCACAUGGAGAGGCUGGAGGAGGUGACCAAGGAGAUUGAGGCCACUGACACCUACCAGCUGCGGGACACGGAGCUGAUCUACGGGGCCAAGCACGCCUGGAGAAACGCGGCGCGGUGCGUGGGCAGGAUCCAGUGGUCCAAGCUGCAGGUGUUCGAUGCCCGGGACUGCACCACGGCCCAUGGGAUGUUCAAUUACAUCUGCAACCACAUCAAGUACGCCACCAACAAGGGGAACCUCAGAUCCGCCAUCACCAUCUUCCCGCAGCGCACGGACAGCAAGCACGACUUCCGCAUCUGGAACGCGCAGCUGAUCCGCUACGCCGGCUACAAACAGCCCGACGGCACCGUCCUGGGGGAUCCCGCAAACGUGGAGCUGACCGAGAUCUGCAUCCAGCAGGGCUGGAAGGCGCCGUACGGGCGCUUCGAUAUCCUGCCCCUGCUCCUCCAGGCCAACGGCAACGACCCGGAGCUCUUCGAAAUCCCGCCGGAGCUCGUGCUGGAAGUGCCCAUCCGGCACCCCAAGUUUGAGUGGUUUAAGGACCUGGGCCUCAAGUGGUACGGGCUGCCAGCUGUUUCCAACAUGCUCCUGGAGAUCGGGGGCUUGGAGUUCUCCGCCUGCCCCUUCAGUGGCUGGUACAUGGGCACGGAGAUCGGCGUCCGUGACUACUGCGACAACUCCCGCUACAACAUCCUGGAGCAAGUGGCCAAGAAAAUGAACCUGGACAUGAGGAAAACCUCGUCGCUGUGGAAGGACCAGGCCCUGGUGGAGAUCAACAUCGCUGUGCUCUACAGCUUCCAGAGUGACAAGGUGACCAUCGUGGAUCACCACUCGGCCACCGAGUCCUUCAUCAAGCACAUGGAGAACGAGUACCGGUGCCGGGGGGGCUGUCCCGCCGACUGGGUCUGGAUUGUGCCGCCCAUGUCGGGCAGCAUCACCCCGGUGUUCCACCAGGAGAUGCUCAACUACCGCCUGACGCCCUCCUUCGAGUACCAGCCGGACCCCUGGAACACCCACGUCUGGAAAGGAGUCAAUGGGACACCCACCAAGAAGAGGGCCAUUGGCUUUAAGAAGCUGGCAAAGGCUGUGAAGUUCUCAGCCAAGCUGAUGGGCCAAGCCAUGGCCAAGAGGGUCAAGGCCACCAUCCUGUACGCCACGGAGACGGGGAAGUCCCAGGUCUACGCAAAAACUCUGUGCGAGAUCUUCAAACACGCCUUCGAUGCAAAGGUGAUGUCCAUGGACGAGUACGACAUCGUGCACCUGGAGCACGAGACCAUGGUCCUGGUGGUCACCAGCACCUUCGGCAACGGGGACCCCCCUGAGAACGGAGAGAAAUUUGGCUGCGCAUUGAUGGAGAUGAAGAAUCCCAACUCCAACCUGGAGGAGAGGAAGAGCUACAAGGUGCGGUUCAACAGCGUCUCCUCCUACUCGGAUGCACGGAAAUCCUCCAGCGAUGGCCCCGACUCCAGGGACAACUUUGAGAGCACGGGGCCCCUGGCAAACGUCAGGUUCUCCGUGUUCGGGCUGGGCUCCCGCGCUUACCCCCAUUUCUGCGCCUUCGCCCGCGCCGUGGACACGCUCCUGGAGGAGCUGGGCGGAGAGAGGAUCCUCCGCAUGGGAGAGGGGGAUGAGCUCUGUGGCCAGGAGGAGUCCUUCAGGACCUGGGCCAAGAAAGUCUUCAAGGCAGCGUGUGACGUGUUCUGCGUGGGGGACGACGUCAACAUCGAGAAAGCCAACAACUCCCUCAUCAGCAACGACCGCAGCUGGAAGAGGAGCAAGUUCCGCCUGACCUACGUGGCCGAGGCCCCGGAGCUCACACAAGGACUGUACAGCAUCCACAAAAAACGCGUCUAUGCAGCCCGGCUCCUCACGCGCCAGAACCUGCAGAGCCCCAAAUCCAGCCGCCUGACGAUUUUCCUGCGCCUGCACACCAACGGGCACCAGGAGCUGCAGUACCUGCCCGGGGACCACCUGGGCGUGUUCCCAGGGAACCACGAGGACUUGGUCAAUGCCCUCAUAGACAGGCUUGAAGAUGCCCCUCCGGCCAACCAGCUGGUGAAGGUGGAGCUGCUGGAGGAGAGGAACACGGCUCUAGGUGUCAUCAGCAACUGGACAGACGAGAACCGUGUCCCACCCUGCACCAUCUUCCAGGCCUUCACGUACUACCUGGACAUCACCACCCCUCCCACGCCGCUGCUGCUGCAGCAGUUCGCUCUGCUGGCCACCAGUGACAAGGAGAAGAAACGUCUGCAGGUCCUCAGCAAGGGCUUGCAGGAGUACGAGGAGUGGAAGUGGUCCAAGAACCCCACGAUUGUGGAGGUGCUGGAGGAGUUCCCCUCAGUGCAGAUGCCCUCCACGCUGCUGCUCACCCAGCUCCCCCUCCUCCAGCCUCGCUACUACUCCAUCAGCUCGUCCCCGGAGAUGUACCCAGGAGAGGUCCACCUCACCGUGGCCGUGGUGUCCUACCGCACCCGAGAUGGAGAAGGACCCAUCCACCACGGAGUCUGCUCCUCGUGGCUCAAUCGGAUCCAGACAGAUGAAGUGGUGCCCUGCUUUGUACGAGGGGCGCCCGGGUUCCACCUGCCCCAGGACCCCCAGGUGCCCUGCAUCCUCAUCGGCCCCGGCACCGGCAUCGCCCCUUUCCGCAGCUUCUGGCAGCAGCGGCUCUUCGACAUCCAGCACAAAGGGCUGAAGCCUUGUCCCAUGGUCCUGGUGUUCGGCUGCCGGCAGUCCAGGAUCGACCACAUCUACAAGGAGGAGACGCUCUUUGCCAAAACCCAAGGUGUCUUCAGAGAGCUGUACACGGCCUAUUCCCGGGAACCGGACAAACCAAAGAAAUACGUGCAGGACGUGUUGCAGGAGCAGCUGGCCCAGACGGUGUUCAAAGCGCUGAAGGAGCAGGGAGGCCACAUCUACGUGUGCGGGGAUGUCACCAUGGCCGGGGACGUCCUGAAGGCCGUGCAGCGCAUCGUGCGGCAGCAGGGCCAGCUGUCGGCGGAGGAGGCUGGAGCCUUCCUCAGCAAGCUGCGGGAUGACAGCCGGUACCACGAGGAUAUUUUCGGAGUCACCCUGCGCACGUACGAGGUGACAAACCGCCUUAGAUCCGAGUCCAUCGCGUUCAUCGAGGAGAGCAAAAAAGACACGGAUGAGGUUUUCUGCUCCUAACUGGACCCUCUGCCCCCCGGGGGAUGCCAAACCAGUCCCAGCACCUGCUGCCCCCUCCAGCUGGAGGGCACUGGGUUUUGUAUUUCACGGACACGGUGGCUCCUUUUCCACGGGGAACUGCCCAUGGAAAGCGCUCUGUCUCUCGUCCUGUUGUUGUGUACUGAUGAUGAUGAUGAUGAUGACGACUUUUAUUUCCUUUUCUUCCUCUUCCUCUUGCUCUUGUCCUGUGGCCAUUUCUUUUCACCUCCUUCCUUCCCCUUCCCUGGAUUUCCCCACUGGAGUUUGAUGGCUUUAUAACCUGCAGUGGCUCUUUCCAGAAUUCCACAUUUCCCCUCCUUCCCAUGAGGGUAUUUCGCAGCUGCAUGAAAUCACCACCUUUGUGAUCAUUUCUGGGCAUUUUUGGGGGUGAGCAGAGGUGGCAGGGGCUGGGCAAUGGUGAGGUCUUGUUGCUUGUCCAGAGCUGGGGGUUGUUCCUGCCAGGCUCCCUCUUUCCGCAGCUCGGGGCUUGGCUGAAUCCUUGUGUUUUCACGGCUUUCCUUUGGAUUUGGACAAACCUGGGCUCAUGCCCGAGGCUGGGGGCAGAUGAUGUGCAAUGCCCUCGUGCCCAUGAGUUAUCCCCCCCCAAGCAGCCCAGGUACAGCUGUGUGGUUUUUGAUCUGAUUUACGCCUCACGAUUCCUCCUGAACGGGCUCUGCGCUUUGUCUCCCUUUCCCUGCUCCCUUUCCCUGCUCCCUGUGAGCCUCUCCUUUUGCUCAAUCCCCAACUUUUGCUGGCGUGGAAGUUCUCCCACACGCUCUGAACGCACAGGCUGAUGCGCAGGCUAAGGAAAAGCUCCUGGCAGUGACUUCUCCAGAGGGUUUGUCAGGGAAUAUUCCAUCUGCAGCCAAACUCCGAGGGCCUGGCUGCACCCAGAGCUCUGCACGCCAUGAUCCCUCUCCCAGCCAUGAGGAUGGACAGAAGCAGCUCCAGCUGCCAGAGGAACCUCUUGGGAACAAAGGCAGCCCUUGGAGGGGGAUGGAGGCUCCAGGUCCUUGGCGAGGAUGUGCCAGCGGAGCAUCCUGAAAUCCCAGAGCCAUCAGCUCUUAGCACACUUCAUCAGCACCUCUGGGACAGCAGAUCCCAGCCCCUUCCACAUUUCAGGGAGCAGAAAGUGCCACCAUGGAGCGACCUGCCUGCCAAGAGAGACACGUGUGGCAUUUUGGGGGUGAGCCAGCCCCCUCUGUGCCACCUACCAGGGCCACGAGCUGUCUCAGCCAGGACACCUCAUGUGAGAAGGGAGGUGAGAUCAGCUGCAAAGGUGCCGGGCUCUGACAUGCUCACACCUCAGCCCUGCUGCAAAAACCUGGCCCCAAAAGCAAUUUGUUAACACAACCACAGGAAGGCUGGAGAAAACAGAAAGCCUCUAACAGAGAAAAGCUGCCUGCAAGGGAAAGAAAACAUGACCUUGUGUGUCCUUCCUCCUGCUGCACCCUGAAGCAUCACAGAAUAUUCUGAAUUGGAAGGGACCCACAGGGACCAAGCCCUGCUCCUGAUGGAAUGGCCCAUCCAGUGGUUGAACCUCGGCGUUUUCAGCACCCAACUAAGCCAAUCCCAGGUUUGUCCUCCCUCGCUGCCAGCACAGGGACAGCAGGACGUGCCCGCAGCUCGUGCUGGGGGCAGGGGUGCAGGGUUGGCAUCUCGAGGUGGCAGCUGCUGAUCCUGCUCUCCUGCCCCGCUCCGCUCAGCUGUGCACGGACGCCUGGAUGGAGCCGAGCACCUGAACUGGCAACUGGCAGAUUGUCCAGGAGCUUUCCCAGGGCUGAGAUCACCUGCCCUGAGCCAAAGGCAGCACAAAAAGAGCUGCAGGAGGUUUGCUGCUCUCCCAGCCCCUGGAACGAGCCCCACUGGCUCCCCCAUCCCAGGCUGUGCUGUUAUUCCCACCGUCAGUCAGGAUCUCCUGCCCUCUCCACGGGCUGUGACACUUCCUGCAGUUUCGAAUCCCUGAAGCUUCUCCAGCCCAAAAUCCAGGAGCAGAAGGGCUCCAGGCAUUGGAAGAAUUUGAGAUCCUGCUCUGCUGAGCAUCCAACACGGGAUAAAACGAAUAAAUGCUGCCACAGUGUGGCCGGAGCUGAGCUCGCUGCGCUGGCAGGGCUGGGACACUCGGCCGGCUGGGUGGCACUGCCUGGGGACUUGGUGACCUGGAGGUGAAAGCGGGAGAGCACCGGGCAAAGGGCAGCUCACCCCUGCGGGUUGUGCCCCAAUCCCGGGGCGGGCAGUGGCAUGGGGGAGCUGGGUCCCUUGGCUUGGGAUGUGUGAGUUUGGGAGAGGUCCUGUCUGGGAGAAAACCCGCUGGCCCCAGAGCUGGGAACACGCAGCAAGCUUGGCCCUGACCCCCCACCCUGCGGCUGCAGAAACAAAGCUAAAAUCAGAAGAGAAUCGGAUUCGUCCUCCUCGUUUGGGAAAUUCUGGCUCCGGCUUUGUGCUCUGGUCCUCCUUUAGAAAAGGGGCGCCCUGAGGAGGAGGAAGAAGAGGAGGUAGUGCCCAAAGAAGCAUCCCUCUGUCCUCUUCCCAGCUCACGCCGUGGCGCUGGCAAGUUUCUGCCUCCUGUCCUGCCUCCUGCCCGCUCUGCUGAACCAUCUCCCAUCGGCAGCCCGUGCCUCAGCUGGAUUAUCCCGCUUCUCCGGCACCCCGAAGCUCGCCGCCUCCGUCUCCCCCCAGCCGGAGCCGCCGGGGAGCCCCGCAGGGAAGCGCAGCCCUGCAUCCCGGGGCUCUGCCGAGGGCUCUGGGCCGGGCGGGCAGGCACAGCUCCACCAGCACCGCGGGGCUGAGCCCGCCGAGCCCUCGGGAUGGGAAAUGCUGGUCUGAGGCUCCUCGCCUGGAGCCGGAGGAGAAACCCCCUCCCCGCCAGGAAGGUCCAUGAAGCUAAAGCCCCCCAGGGCUCCGAGCUGCCUCUGCUCCCGCAGCCUGAGCGGGACCGCUGGCUCCUCACAGGCUGCACCGCUGGGAAUUUCGAGUCACUGUUUGCUGUUGAGUCAGUCUCAGACGUCUGAACUGCUCCCCUUCAUCCCCUCCACCUGCAGGGGCUUCGCACUCCCCUCGAGCUUCAUUUACUCCCACGGCAACGGGGGAAAGAACCUUGUGGAUGUGCUCUGUUAUUCCCGAAACGCGGCUCUUCCAGCACGGACUCUGCUCGUCUCCUGGGGCAUUUCUGACGUGGGGGCACAGCCACGACAUCUCUGCUGUAAACACAGAGUGAGGAGGGCUCUGCUCCCGCCCGGUGCCCUGAGCAGCUCCAGGGUGUCACACACGGAGGGCUUGUGCCUCUGGGGCACUUGGGUGACAAAUCUGUCCCCUCUGGGUGCCUGCUGCCCACCCCCUCCUGUGCUGGACUGAUGGACACCCAGCCUGGCCACUCUCCUGAGGAUCUCCCCCACCACCACCUCCCUUUUUGAGCAGCUCUGCUCCUUUUCGCUCUCCAGGUGUUAAAGAGACUCUCCUCUGAACAGGAGGUUUGAUUUUCAAGACGCUACCAAGUGGAUUUUUUUGCAAAGAUUUUAAUUCCUAGGUCUUUCAAGCGUCUGCUGAGAGUCCUUCUACGGAUUUGGAAACCCACGGGAAAAGGUUCCGUGCGUUCCCGACCUGCUGUGUCCACCAGCAGGGAAAAACCACUCAGUGCAAGGGUAUCCAGUGCCUGUGGUGUUGGUGAUUUCUGAGGUUUCAUCUCCCAGGAAGGACUGGCGGGGAGUUUGUUGUUGUUCUGCUUAUGAGAGACAACGGGAAACCAGUGAGACAAUGGGAAAACAAUGGGACAACGGGAAAACAGCGAGACAUCUGCCUCCAGGAGUGGCCUCACAGAGCUGUCAGCUCCCCGUCGUGGCCUGAGCUCGUGGCACGAGAGGAACUGAGCCAGUCACAUCCAAACUGGCCAGAGAAAUGGGGCCUGACCCCGGGCUGCCCACGCUCCCCACCCCCUCUGUGCCUGUGUGUCCCCAGGGGGAGCAGGGACGCUGUUCACACCCUGAGCAGUGGGAUCUGACGUGUCUGGGCAUGGCCAGCGAUCCUGCAGGGUGUCCUGGGCCCGGGAACCACGGCCCCGCAGGACAGGAGGUGGGAAGAGACCGGACAAUGAUCCCGUGUCCAGCCUGUGGCUGCUCCCAUAGAUCCUUUCCUGUCACCCCAUCCCGGCUGUAUCCCAGGCUCUCUCUGCCACUUCCCUCUGGAGAUCCCUCCUUCUGGGCCCUGCCUGCCCCGCUGGAAGUGCUGGUGCUGGGCAUGGACACGGACUCACAGUGCCUUGUGCUGGGGAGGGAGCGUGGCCCUGCUCCUGCCCCUGACUCCGUUUGGCACGGGCAGGGAAAUUCCCCCUGGGAUAACUGGGAGCAGACUCAGCCCUGCUCAGCCCCAUCUCCCCGAGGUGGGGUUUUACAGGGAGCUGGAGGUGGGGAGAGGUCACAAUGGGGGUGCAAACCGGGCCCCACGGGGCUGGGAACUCUCCCUCAGCCCGGAGAGCCCGUUCUGGUUAAACUGUGGGGGGAGAGGUCGUGUUUGUGCUUGAAGCCCCAUGGACUUGCACCAAGCCCAGGCCAAAGCUGCUGCCUCCUGAAUUCUGACUGAAGCCGUUCCAUUGCCCUCUGAGGGCUCCCACCAUUUUUUGGAAGGAUAAUUUUAUGCUCGGCACUAAAUUCUGUUGCUGCUUUCACCAGGGACUAGCUCUCAGCUUCAGAAUUGCUCUGGUAACUCUGCAGUUGCAUUGAUAGUUCCAGAGGGGAGCCCAGUCCCUUCACAGAACAGAUGGAGACACAUUUUCAGGACCAUUCCACUUUGCUGUAACUCCGUGUCUGUUGCAACAAUUCCUUCUGCUGUAACAGGGGGAGCAAAAUUUGGCCGGUGCUCUUGGAAACCUGUAACCCUGAACUCGGACAAAACUAUGGAAUCCAAGUCCUCCCAGACCCAAAAUGCCUUCCACACCUGCUGGCUCCAGUGGCACUGGGGAUUUUGGCAGCUCGCGCAGCAGCAAAUUCAGAGUAUUUCUGCGUGUGUCAAUCCGCGCUUGCACGUGCCUGCGAUGCAUGGCUCCAGCAGCCCCCGGGAAAUCUCCCCUUUCCCAGGGAGAUCCCAGCUCCAGCUUCUUCCAUGUGGCUGUGGGUGCUCAGCAGGGAGUCAGGGGAGUGGGAGGAAGUUGCUGCUGCAAAACACUUGGUUCCAGAAGUGAAACGGAAUUUAGGAGAGGUCAGAAAUCAGCCUGCUUUAGCACAGGGAAACUCGUGGAACAUCCAAGCAUUGCCAUGCAGAUCCACCUUUUUUUUUUCCUGCUGGGAAAAUCAAGCAGACUGGAAACUCCUGGCCUCCACCCCUACAGAUGUUUGGCUGUGAGGAAAGUUUGAGCCCUGGAAUCACAGGAAUAAAACCCCAACAGGUUGUGAGCCCACAGCUGGGCAGUGGCAGCUCUUGGGCUGAUGCUCUCCUGCCACACUCAUCCGUGUCCUGCCCAGCCAGAUUUUGGGGAGGGAGGAGGGAGGAAGCGCCUCAAAGUGAGCAAAUCAAACCUGUGGGUCAGGCCCUGGGAGUUCCUGGUUUAUCAGGAGCCUAUAGGGUAAAGUUUUGCAGCUAUUCCUCAUCAGCGUGGUGAGGAAUUGGGCAAGGCACCAGAGAUUUCUCUGGCAUCCAUGGGCCAAAGCUUUCAGAGCUGUUCUGGAGCUGUGGAAAAGCAGGAAGGCAGUGCUGGGAUGCGGGGCAGCUCCUGCCCAGCUCUCUGCAGGGCUGGCGCAGAAAUCUGUCGGUGAAAAGCACCAGGCAAAGUAUUUUCCUUCCAGGGGCGUCCUUAACACCUGGAAAAUUGAAAGGCUAAAUACUGGAAAAGUUGAUCUAGGAGAGGAACUGAUUCGGGGCUUCUUUUUGUUGCUUUGUUUUCAUGUGUUGGUUUUGGGGUGGGCGAAGCAAACAGAGAGCAAACAGCCAGUGUAUCAAAUUGGGAUUAAAUCAAACGUUCUGUUCCUACAGUAACUGCUAGCGGAGAUUUUUAAAAUUUAUCAAGGGCAACGAAACAGCCUUAAUUAACUGAGACAUUAAUGCUCCUUGCUUCUGAGCCUGCUUUUGCGUUCUCCUCUCCGUGUGAUCGUGGCGUGGAAUCCUGUCUUAACCAAACCCACCUGCCAGUAGCCCACAGGAUGCCCAGGAACGUGAGAUGGAGUUGGAGAAUCUCCCUGCAAGUGAGGUUCAGUGCGAAAUCCCCGCUUUGCUAAAAUCCUACAGCACAGGCAAAUCCCCACAACUCCCAGGGUUGAAUUCCCACACUCUGCUGCCUCGAAAUGCCUUUAAAAACCCCGGGCUCUGUGUGCUUUGUGAGUAGUCUGCAGCUUUUCCAGAGUGCACACACAAUUCCCCAGGCAGAGGAUGAGCGGAGCGGGAUGACUUUCAGCCGGGCCUCGUUGCUUUUUCGAUUGCACGGAGUUAAAAACACGGCUCCUGCCAGCUGCCCGGGGAAUUUGAUAUUCAGUGCCAAUUAAUUUUUGUAAUAGGAGCAGGGAUUUAUCCCCUCGGCUCCCUCAGUCUCAGACUCAAAGGUUGGGGGUGGAUUCUUUAAUUUUCCGGUGGCCUUUUCCUGAAGAGCAGCGGUGCCACGAUGAGGACGGGGACUGGGCUGGGAAGGGUGGCAGCGUUGGGGCAGGCAACUCCCAAAUUUCCCAGUGUGAAACCUUCAGCUUCGGGUAAAUCCUGCUGGGCUGCGUGGGACUCCAGGCCCUGGCUGCUCCCUGCUUCUCGCUCCCCUCAGCACCCCUCACGUCACUGUGCCUUCAUUCGCUCGAGGAAACGAUGCCAUGAUUUGAGCCUGGCACUCUCACUUUGCAUCCCAUCAAACAGCUCGGUGUGUGUGGGGCAGGGGGAGCUGAUUCUGUAGCUGUUCGUGUGCGAUCCCGAGGUAGGUUUGUGCUGAGGAGCCAUGGGGUGGGCCGAGCCCGCCUUGCGUGUCACCCUACCAGUGCUUUAAGCAGCCAGAAACGUGGUUCUUCCCCUACCUCUGAGCUCUCAAUGCUGCUAAAAUCUCUGCCGUUCGUCCCCUGUGCUCCAGCCCCUCUCUCAGACUGACUCUGGCUCUGUUUGCAAGAUACCCACGUUGUUCUGAAGCAUGCACCUUCUCUCUGUAUAGUCCCAAUCUUCUGAUUUUAUGGAAUACUUAUGCCUGUUUGCAUUACAGUCAAAAUAAAAAUAAUUAAAAAAAAAAAAAGCGAACUAAAAG